Molecule: messenger RNA, 4263 nt
Organism: Colossoma macropomum (tambaqui)
Lineage: Eukaryota; Metazoa; Chordata; Actinopteri; Characiformes; Serrasalmidae
Gene: mastl
Product: microtubule associated serine/threonine kinase-like
Exons: 13
Coding region: 518-3193 (891 amino acids)
Biological process (GO): peptidyl-serine phosphorylation; intracellular signal transduction
Cellular component (GO): nucleus
Molecular function (GO): protein serine/threonine kinase activity; ATP binding
Source: RefSeq, a predicted model, not a curated record
UGAGAACAUUUUAAAAAGUCUUUUUAUUUUUAUUAUUUUUAUAUAAGAAAGAUAAUCUGUUGGGCAGCGAUAUAUAUGUAUAUCUAUACUCCAGAUACGCGUUUUCCCCAACAUAUUUCUAUCCUUGUUUUUAACAUUUUUAUUUUUUCCUUUUUUUGUACUACGUCACCAAGGCCCCCAAAACAAGCAGCGAAAUUUGAAAAAUUGAAAACAAAGUGCGGUUAGCCUGUCAGACGCGGAGCAUGGAGGAGCCGCCGGCGGAUUACUGACUGUUCUGAGGGAGAAAACGGAGAACGGACGCCGUCAGGGAGCUAAUGGUGCUGUUACUGAUCGUAUUGUGCGGUUAUGAGCGGUUUGGAGGAGUUUGGUCUGUGUGUUUUGGCAGAAAUCCGCCUCGCCGGUGUAACGGAAACGUAGCUCUGCCGGAAUGCAGCCCGAGGUUUGAGUUCGUUCAGCAGCUGCGUUAGUUCCUUAAAACAGACUCCAAAUACCUGACUAGUCAAGGCAGUCCAGGGCGAUGGAGGCUCCGGAGAAGCCCGUGGCCGCGGUGGAAGUGCCCAAGCCGCCCACCAUCGACGACUUCGAGGUGGUGAAGCCCAUCAGCCGCGGCGCCUUCGGUAAAGUGUUCCUGGCGAGGAAGAAGAGCCACUCCAAACUGUACGCCGUGAAGGUGGUGAAGAAGUCAGACAUGGUGGACAAGAACAUGAGUGAUCAGAUGCGGGCGGAGAGAGAUGCGCUGGCCCUCAGCAAAAGCCCUUUCAUUGUACACUUGUUUUACUCUCUUCAGACAGCAGCCAAGGUGUAUUUGGUGAUGGAGUACCUGAUUGGUGGCGAUGUGAAGUCACUGCUGCACAUCUAUGGCUACUUUGAUGAGGACAUGUCAUUAAAAUACAUUUCAGAAGUAGCGCUAGCUUUGGAUUAUCUCCACCGACAUGGAAUCAUCCACAGGGAUCUCAAACCUGACAACAUGCUUAUCUCCAAUGAAGGCCACAUUAAGCUGACUGAUUUCGGCCUCUCCAAAGUGAAACUUGACAGAGAACUGAAUCUUAUGGACAUAUUGACCACACCGUCUUUGGCAAAACCAAAGAAAGAUUAUUUCAGAACGCCUGGUCAAGUUUUGUCCUUGAUAAGUUCCCUUGGUCUUAAUACUCCAGUGUUAGAAGGCAAGCGUCACAGCAGCGCCUCAGCCGUGGCCAGCCCUGUGUCCUGUGGGAAAGCAGAGCAGAGAAAGAGUUUGCUGUGUUCUCCUCUGCUGGCCAGACGAAGGGACCACCUGCGUUCUCCUAUGUGUCCCACACGAGCCCUUGGAGCUAACAGUGUCUUUAGCCCUGGUGUAGUGGCUAAAAGCCUGACGCCAAGGCUGUUGAAGGCCAGGAAGAGGUUUGAGUCCUUAAGUGUUGGCAGUGCUCACUCUUCUCUCCUGCUGUCUGCCACUGACUCUGAGAGCUGCAUCAGCCCACUGUGGGAAGAUGAGCAGAAAUUAGAAGGCAAUGAGAACGUCCCGCCUCCACAUGGAAAGGAUGUAGUUGACCGAGCUGGACAAAAACACCCUGUGACUGUUUCUGAGGGAAAAAUGAGAAGUGAAAUACGGACGCCUGGAAACGAGACUCCACUGACACCACUCCACAACUUAAACUCAAGGUCACGGUCUCUUAAUAAAGUCAUUGUGGACAUGAAGAACGUAAAGCCAGAUACUUCAGCAGGAAAGAGGCUCCACUUCACUGAAGCUGAUAUCUGCCUUUCUCCCAGCAAUAAGACUCCUCUUAAACAGUCAUUUGAGAGCAGCCUUACAAAACUUGAGACGGGUUUCGUCUGCACUAGCCAAUCACUGGAGAAAGUGUCUGCUCAAAAGCCGAGCUCUUCAGUUAAACGAGGGUUUGCAUUGGUGGACAAGAGCCCUGAGCAAGCUGAGAUCCAAGCCAAGAAGAGUGACGUUGAGUACAGGAGAUGUUUUCCAAUUCCAGAGAAUGAUGCAAGAGGCCAUACAGGUCUGACAGGGAUUUUCUCUGCUGUUGGGUUGGGUAGUGAAGGAGCAAUGUGGAAAGCCUCAGAUCAGAGAGCCAGGGGCCCCAAACAGUCCAGCCCUGCUAAUGUGGCCAAGAAUCUUUUGUGUGAGCUGGAAGAGCCAGGAGAAAAUGGCGGUGCUGUGGCCAGCUCCAGCUUCACGUCUUCUCCUGAAGUUAACCUGAGUAGAAGCCUUAGCCUAGAUUCAGACAGUUCAGUCCACGAAAUGUCUGUGAUUACAAACACACCUCCUCCAAAAAACUGUCCAAGAGGUGCUCUCUUGCCUUCAUUCCAGGAGCUGGAUGAAAAUGAGAUAUCUGCUGUGGUUCCACCGCAGACAGAAUACUCUGACACACCGAAGCAGCAUGAUGCGCACCAUCAGAAGAGUGAAUCGGAUUGCUCCGUCUUGGACCAUCACGUUCGGUCCAGCAGCCUGGUCAAAUCACCUUCCUUCCUCAAACCUAGGAAUGUGGUGGCCUUCAGAAGCUACUGCAGCUCCAUUAACCGAUCCAACAUGUCCUGCAGCUCUCGUCUCAGUAUUGCCUCCAUGGAAGCAAUGGACAUGUCAGCCUCAUCCUCCUUCCACAGUGCUCCAACUGCUGUGACCCCCGUGCAGAAGAAAAGGUCUAGCCUCAACAGCUCACUGUACCAGACUCCACAGCCUAUGGUUUUGUCCCACACCCCUUAUCGAACACCCAAGAGUGUCCGUAGAGGUCCAGGUCCAGUGGAGGGGGCUCCCAUCCUAGGCACCCCUGACUACUUGGCCCCAGAACUUUUAGUGGGCAAACAUCAUGUUGCAGGAACACUUGAGCGCGAUUUCAUGGUGGACUGGUGGGCGCUGGGUGUCUGCCUCUUCGAGUUCCUCACUGGAGUACCGCCGUUCAACGAUGAAACUCCUCAACUUGUGUUCCAGAACAUUCUCAACCGAGAUAUACCAUGGCCUGAUGGAGAAGAGGAAUUGCCCCACAGUGCGAGAAAUGCCAUAGAGAUUCUCCUUACUACAGAUGUAAACAAACGGGCUGGCCUGAAAGAGCUGAAAGAGCAUCCAUUCUUUGUGGGUUUGGAUUGGGACAACCUUCAGAACCAGGCCAUGCCCUUCAUUCCUCAACCUGACGACGAGACGGAUACAUCAUACUUCGAGGCAAGAAACACUGCCCAACACUUGGCUCUGUCUGGGUUCAGCCUGUAACAGACGCUCACACACUCAGCUCGCUGUUAGCUCACGGUUCAGUGGCACAUUGCUUCAUUAUGGAGAUGUGUUAAGGACUACUGAUGCAGUAACUACCACCUGUGCAAUUGCUUCAGCUGAUUUCUAUAGCCGUCUUCCUUCAGUGUUUUCUUUUUGUGAGUCUUUGUUAAUGUUUUAAAAAGUGUUACUCUUGCUACUUUGGAUUACUUACCCAGGAGUCAGUUAAUAUGACUCAGAUCAUAUAGCAGUAUUUAGGUAAAAUGGGUAAAUAUGUAGAGGAAUAGAGUUACAGCUUUACUAAAAUGACAGGUUUUAAAGGUAGGGGGCUUUAGCACGUACGAAACCAUGUAUACAGUUGCUUAGUGCUUACCUUGUGUACUUAUGCCCACAGUUCAGGAUGUGGCAGACAAAAUAGGCACUGAUUCCAGAUCAGCACUCUUAGAGUAAUUUGUACAUUCGGGAGUGUUGCCGAAAUUGGUUAAAAUGUUUUUAGUGUACUAUUACUAUGUAUGCAAGCACAUGCAAGGAGGGUGAGUACUAUACUGUUAUAACACUACUAUGUGUGCUGUCAUCACAUUGACAUAAAUAUGACUACUGCUUUUAAAUGUCUUCUGUGUAGUGCUACUCAUAAUAUUUUUUUUUUUUACUAAUUCCUGCAGAGUAUCGUUAAUGAUCUGUCUGUGCGUUCCUAAUAAUGUGCACUUUCUAUGCAAAAAGAAGUUUUUAUCACUACCUUUCAGUGUCAUGGAUGUAAAUAGAACAUAUGUUUAAAUAAAAUUCAUUUAAUAUUUCCAUUUUGGGGCAGUUAAUCUUUCUAUACUUCAAAAUUGAAUCGGGAGUUGUAGAAAAACAUUGCACAAAGUUCUGUGCUCAGAUGGAAGAAACAUGUUUAAACCUUUCAAACAUCUGGUGAAUGGGGGAUAUAUAGCACAAUUGUUUCUGUACCUUUGAAAUCCGUGAGAAUGGGAAUCAUCAAUGUUGCUUUCGUACUGUGACAUAUUCCUAAGUAAAACAUGGUAUCAGGGAGGGUCUCGGAGCUAGCUGAGCGUUUUCUCUCCAUGAUACAGUCU